Moesziomyces aphidis is the source of this 312-nucleotide messenger RNA. NCBI's taxonomy places the organism in Eukaryota, Fungi, Basidiomycota, Ustilaginomycetes, Ustilaginales, Ustilaginaceae. The record is from the annotation of a GenBank genome assembly.
AUGUUGGCAGCGACACAAGAGACCAUAGGCCACGACGAUGUAGAAGACAGAGCCAUCAUUGCCAACGUGGAUGCGGAUCCACUUGGAGCAAAAGUCGCCGAGGGCAUGACCGGAACCUUUGGUGUCAAUAUCGAUAUUUUCACCGUUGAUCCCAUCAUUGAUCCAGAGCCUGUUCCCGUCGAGAACCGUAAUCCCGAUCCUGGAGCAGGCUCUAGAAGUAUCCACGGGCUCGUAGGAGAGGAGAGCGUUGCCGUAACCCUUCCAAAUGAUCGCUCGAUAUUCCGCAGCGCUUCUCGUACUCUGCGUUGUUAA